Molecule: messenger RNA, 583 nt
Organism: Colletotrichum navitas
Lineage: Eukaryota; Fungi; Ascomycota; Sordariomycetes; Glomerellales; Glomerellaceae
Exons: 1
Coding region: 192-437 (81 amino acids)
Source: RefSeq, a predicted model, not a curated record
CUUUAACUUACCCGUCCUUAGAUCCUCAGCCCCAUGCAUGCAUAGGGGUGGUUACUACCACUUUGAUACUGGCUAGGAAGGAAUCAAACCAGAAGACCAGAACUACGAGGUCACAAUUCUAAAGCGGAUGUACUACUCAUUUGGCCCGUUCCCACCAUCAACCAUUAGUAUCCUUGACCCCGAAACCUUCGAUGUCAUCCACUUCCUUAACUAGCAAGGACCUCCGCAUAGGUCACUUGAACGGUGGUCGACAAAGGAAAUUCCCUUCUGCUGACAACAAUUUCAUAAGGCGCAUCUCAGCACUGGACCAUCGAUAUAAGCCGAAAGUGGACGAGAGUCUCGAGGAUAAAUGGGUUAUAGAGAACUCGGACGAUACUCGGGAAUCUAUACCUAAGGGGGGCGAGCAGUUCUGCUCACCUUUGCUUUGCUUUGCUUAGCUUUGGCUUAGGCUAAAGCGGCCACAGAUCUGUCCCCAUACUGAACGUGGAUUCAGGACAAAGUUCAUGGUUAUCUAGGUAGUUUAACAUCAGUAGGAUGGAGAACUCACUUGGUAGUUAAAACCCUGAACGUGCCCCAGCGUCCC